Molecule: messenger RNA, 6384 nt
Organism: Perca flavescens (yellow perch)
Lineage: Eukaryota; Metazoa; Chordata; Actinopteri; Perciformes; Percidae
Gene: atp13a3
Product: ATPase 13A3
Exons: 35
Coding region: 439-4245 (1268 amino acids)
Biological process (GO): intracellular calcium ion homeostasis; polyamine transmembrane transport
Cellular component (GO): late endosome membrane
Molecular function (GO): ATPase-coupled monoatomic cation transmembrane transporter activity; ATP binding; polyamine transmembrane transporter activity
Source: RefSeq, a predicted model, not a curated record
UGCGUAGACUCCUCCUGUGAUGUCACGACGUGUCACUUCCUGCCGUCAGACAGCCAGUUCGGGCCAGUUCACACUACUGCUGUAGUACUCAGUCUGUCUGAGCUGUCAACACACAGCCUCCACUCUGCCUGUUGCGACAUUUUUCUAUUGCACUUAGUUCAUUUUUCUCUUCAACGACGUUUUCCUUCAGAUAACAGCUCCUCUCGUCUCACUAUGACUCGGAGGUGAUCUUCAGAGGUGGUUCUGGGGUUCCAGGUUGGUUUGGUGAGAGAGCAAGCUAAUUGCGGGGAACAGGACCGCCUGGGGCUUCGUGUCCCUGGCUCUCAAGAAUUCACAUACACACUCCCACAAAGUGACAGUGCCCUCUUUGGCAGCUGGCUGGUCCUCAGGGACAACUGAGAGUGACUAAGGGAGGGGCUUGGCAUACUGUUCUGCAGCAUGGCGAAGGAAGAUCUUAAGGUCCUCAACAAAGGGGAAGAGGAGGAGAUGGAGCUGCAGGGCUACCGUUUUUGUCGUUGGCGGCUGGCCCUUGUGGGCAUCGGGGUGCUGUGUACAGGGGGCUUCCUCCUCCUGCUGCUCUACUGGAUGCCAGAGUGGUGCGUCAAAUCCACCUGCAACCGUACCACAGCCCGUGAUGCCGAAGUGGUAUUGCUGCGCUCCACAGACGAGUUCCGGCGCUGGUUCCUGGCCAGGGUGCGAGUGAUGCUGGCCCCGGGGAGUAAUCCCUUCCACAGCCUGGAGACCCAGACCACCUCCCCUACCUCCCCUUCCUCUCCAUCCUGUCCCUUCUCCUCCCCUUCUCUGGCAAACGGACAUACCCCCCACCCCUCUGAUGGCAGCCAUGCUCAGGAGAUCAUCAGAAGAUAUGCCGACUACCAGCCCACACAGAUUCGCUAUUUUACCUUCCAUAGCACAAAGUAUUAUUGGAACGACGGGUUGCAGAACUUUGACGUUUUUACUGGCCUGGAUGAUCUGCAGGUCAGUUGCUCCACCCUCCACUCAGAGCACAGUGCAGCCCUGACCAGGAACCAGCAGGAGUACAGGAGACUGUUCUUCGGAGUGAAUGAAAUUGCAGUGAAAGUGCCUUCUGUUUUCAAGCUGCUUAUCAAAGAGGUACUCAACCCUUUCUACAUCUUCCAGCUCUUCAGCGUGAUCCUGUGGUGUGCCGAUGAGUAUUACUAUUAUGCUGUGGCCAUUCUUUUCAUGUCGGUCAUAUCCAUAGCUACCUCUCUGUACACCAUCAAAAAGCAAUACGUCAUGCUUCACGAUAUGGUGGCAACUCACAGUGUUGUCCGUGUGUCUGUAUGCCGAGCCAGCAAUGAAAUUGAAGAGAUUUUGUCUACUGAUCUGGUGCCGGGUGAUGUGAUGGUCAUCCCCAGCAAUGGGACCAUCAUGCCAUGUGACGCCGUGCUGGUCAGCGGCACCUGCAUCGUCAAUGAAAGCAUGCUCACAGGCGAGAGUGUUCCUGUGACAAAGACCAACCUCCCAAACCCAUUGCCUGGGGAGAGUGGCGAGGAGGCUGACAGUGCCUAUAACACAGAGGAGCAUAAGAGACACACACUCUUCUGUGGCACCCACGUCAUCCAGACCCGCUUCUACACAGGCGAACUGGUCAAGGCUGUGGUGGUCCGCACAGGUUUCAGCACAGCCAAAGGCCAGCUGGUGCGCUCCAUACUUUACCCAAAACCUACCGACUUCAAGCUGUACCGUGAUGCCUACCUCUUCCUGUUGUGUCUGGUGGCUGUGGCUGGAAUUGGCUUUGUCUACUCCAUCGUCCUCAGCAUCCUGAAAAAGGUCCCAGCUAAGACCAUCAUCAUAGAGUCCCUGGACAUCAUCACCAUCACUGUGCCACCAGCGCUGCCAGCCGCCAUGACAGCUGGCAUUGUGUACGCCCAGCGACGCCUCAAGCACCUUGGCAUUUUCUGCAUCAGUCCACAGAGGAUCAAUAUCUGUGGGCAAAUCAACCUGGUCUGCUUUGACAAAACUGGAACUCUGACAGAAGAUGGGUUGGACCUGUGGGGAGUCCAGAGGGUUGAGAAUGGCAGUUUCCACCUGUCAGAGGAAAAUGCAUACAAGGAAAAUCUCGUCAAGUCCCAGUUUGUGGCUUGUAUGGCCACCUGCCACACUCUUACUAAAAUAGAGGGCCAGCUGUCUGGAGACCCGCUGGACCUCAAAAUGUUUGAGGCUACAGGCUGGAUCCUGGAGGAGGCCACUGAGGAGGAAACAUCUCUUCACAACCGUAUUAUGCCCACUGUGGUUCGACCCCCAAAACAGCUGUUGCCCCCAGAGCCUGCCGUAUCACCAGAGCAGGACAUGGAACUGUAUGAGCUCUCGUCUGCGUAUGAGAUAGGUAUUGUGCGCCAGUUUCCCUUUUCCUCAGCACUCCAGAGGAUGUGUGUGGUGGCUCGUCUGCUGGGAGAGAAACGUAUGGAUGCCUACAUGAAGGGGGCGCCAGAGGUGGUGGCUAGUCUCUGCAAGAAAGAGACAGUGCCAGAAAACUUUGCAGAGAUUUUGGAGGGCUACACCAAGCAGGGUUUCAGGGUCAUUGCUCUGGCUCAUCGUCGACUUGAAUCCAAACUCACCUGGCACAAAGUCCAGAAUAUCAACAGGGAUCACAUAGAGGCAAACAUGGAGUUCCUGGGUCUGAUCAUCAUGCAAAACAAGCUGAAAGCAGAAACCCCAGCGGUGCUGCAGGACCUCCACCGAGCCAGCAUCCGCACCGUCAUGGUUACUGGUGACAACAUGUUGACCGCCAUCUCUGUGGCCCGGGACUGUGGAAUGAUCCCUCCCAAAGACACAGUUAUCAUUGCUGAUGCCCUCCCUCCCCAUGAUGGACAAGCCGCUAAGAUUACCUGGAGAUACGCCGAGAAGCAGAGCAAGACAUCUCACCUGGAGGAAGUGAACAUCAGUCUGGAGGAAGUGUGCCACGUAGAUGAGCCCAAAACACAAGAGCUGUACCACUUUGCUAUGAAUGGAAAAUCGUUUGCUGUCAUCUCCGAGCAUUUCCCUGACAUGCUUCAAAAGCUGGUGCUGCAUGGGACAGUGUUUGCCAGAAUGGCCCCAGACCAGAAAACCCAGCUCAUUGAGGCGCUGCAGGGCGUAGACUACUUUGUGGGGAUGUGUGGAGACGGAGCAAACGACUGUGGGGCUCUGAAGAGGGCUCAUGGGGGCAUCUCUCUGUCAGAGCUCGAGGCCUCAGUAGCCUCUCCCUUCACCUCCAGGACCCCCAACAUCUCCUGUGUCCCCAGCCUCAUCAGGGAGGGGCGUGCUGCUCUCAUCACCUCCUUCUGUGUGUUCAAGUUCAUGGCCCUCUACAGCAUCAUCCAGUACAUCAGUGUCACUCUCCUUUACUCUAUCCUCAGUAACCUUGGAGAUUUCCAGUUCCUCUUCAUCGAUAUUGCCAUCAUACUCCUUAUUGUUUUUACUAUGAGUCUGAAUCCAGCGUGGAAAGAACUGGUGUCACGUCGUCCCCCAUCAGGUCUGAUCUCAGGGCCGCUGCUGUUCUCUGUGCUAACCCAGAUCCUCAUCUGCUUGGGCUUCCAGACCAUUACAUUCCUUUGGGUCCGACAGCAGUCCUGGUACACAGCUUGGACACCACUUACAGAUGCCUGCACCCUGUCAUCACAUGUUAAUGCGUCUGACCACAACAACACAGAGGUGGACGACCACAACAUCCAAAACUACGAAAACACCAGCCUCUUUUAUGUCUCCUCCUUCCAGUAUCUUGUUGUUGCUGUCGUUUUCUCAAAGGGCAAACCCUUCAGGCAGCCUAGCUACAAGAAUUGGCCUUUUGUGCUGUCUGCCCUGAGUUUGUAUGUUUUUCUGCUUUUCCUCCUGUUCCAUCCUGUCAAAAGUAUUGACACGUUUUUAGAGAUUGUUUGUGUUCCGUUUGAAUGGAGGGUAAAACUCUUCCUCAUCAUCUUAGUCAAUGCUGCUGCUUCUGUUUUGGUGGAGACCUUCAUCCUUGACAUCGUCUUAUGGAAGCUUGUGUUCAGCCGAGACAAACAGGGCAGCUUUGGCGUCACUCCUGUCGCUCCGACACCACAGGGUGCCGUUGACCUGCGAGCGUACAAGUGUCUAUCCCGGCUGUGCUGCCCAAGCAAGAUGGCACCCAAGGCUCGCUACAUGCAUCUGGCCCAGGAGCUCAGUGUGGACCCUGACUGGCCUCCAAAGCCAACCACCACCACUGAAGCCAAGUCCCUCCCAGAAAAUGGCUCCUCCUAUCAAAUAAUGACCAACUCCUAGCACCCCCCACAGCCCCUCACAGUAAAAAAAAAAAUCUAUCCCUUUCUUAUAGGAGACAUGCUAGCAUUUGACACAUGUUCAUUGAAUGCCGAUCCAAAUGAACGGUCACAGGAUUAUUGCUUGUCAUUACGGUUCACAGAGAUUUGCGUCAAAUACUGUAGUUCCAGAGAUGGUGUUGCAAAAUCCUUAGGAUUGCACAUAAGUACCAAAUAAAGUUAAGUUUCAGUUCUCACAGCACUCUCUCUGGCACAACCACUCGCACGCUCUCAGGUCUCUCUUGCUCGUCUUAAAUAUUAUAUAAACAUCAAUAAUUCCAAAAUCCUAAUUGCAAUGUUUGUUCACCAAAGCUGAGCAGCAUUCAACCCAGGCUUGGGGGAGAGGUGAUAAGCCAGCUCGAAUAUGCACAUUGACCUCUUCAGAUUGACUGCCAAAGCGGUUUUAAUAUCCCACUCCACUUUGUCUGUGUGAAAGAGGUAUAAAAGUAAGCCAAAUUCCAACUCUACUUCAGAGCUAUCUUCUGACAUACAUUGUCAUGUAAUGGCGUCUUCAGCUUUCAUUAGCAGCCACAGUACAAGAUGUCAAUUUUAGACAGAGUAAAAAAAAAAACGGAAUAUCAUGUCUGGGCCUUUCAGAAUGAUCGCUGAUAAAAAUAGAAUGUGGAGAAAGGAAGAAACAGAUGCUAACCUAGAAGAAGGGUUGUACUUUGGCCAUCUAGUAUGACCCACUGUUACUUAAACUGCGAGUAAGAUAAUUGGUCGAAAAAGAGUGUGGACGAGUUUAAGGAAGAGGGUGAAAGAAAGAAGUUUCAACGAUCUGAUCGUUUAGUUUUCAAAAGCAGCAGCAAGUCCACUGUGUGUUCGUGUUUCUGAGCAGCCACCACCUUACUUUUAGGAUGUUACAUAGUAACGUUUUACAGGUCUACCCUGUUGCAGGUGGUACAGGCUCUGAUUGCUACUAUGUAGUGGUCUUAUACAGUUAAUAAACAUCUAUAGUCAUUUUAAUGAGAUAGCAUUACCAUCUGGCAAGCACUCAUUGAAUUUAUUGAAAGGAUAGCCCCUUGAGAUCUAGCAUCUCAUUUUUAAGGGGGUCCUAUUUGAGAGCAUGGAAUCAUAACCAAAAAAAAAAGCUUUAAAGCUUACCAUUGAAUGAAAUUACUCACUUGAGAAACCAGUAAUUAAAUAGUAUUUUAAGCAAACUGCACGUUGUAGAAGAUUGGGGAAUCUUGGAACGGCUUCAAUCAACUUGUUGUUCAGUUGCACACUCCAGGCAGAAGCUCACAAGUAAAUGCACAAAUAGGCUCAUUGGCUGUCAAGAGCCAAUGAUACAGCUCUGGAAAAAUAUUGUAAAUUAAAUUGUGCAUUUACAGAUUUUGUAAGAUUUGGAAAUUGCACAAUAAGUGUGAAAAUAUUCAAGUUUUUUCAAAGCUGAUGGGACACUUAAGAGUAUUUGUAAAUCUGCUGUCAGCACCGUAAUCUGUAGCUUAAUGUUGUUCCUGGCCACUUUUCAGUUAAACCCUCGGAAAUUUAGAAAAUGACUUGAAAUGAAAGUGGGCUAUAAAAAUCGCAAGCCUUAAUUACAAAAUACAGUACAUUAUACAUCAGAUUGAUGAUUGAAACUACAAAUUGAUAAACAGCAGAAAGUAAUCUAAGGUUGCAUUUUCCUCAUAAUUUAGCCAAAAGUUUUAUACAUAGUCAAACAUUGCGGCUUGUAAAAAGUAAAGGACUUAAAGAGAAGAUCGAGGGAGACCGAUGUGCUCAUCUUCCCUCAACCACAGGCUGGGACCUGUGGCAGGAUCGUCAUUGUGCUUGUCAGAGUUUACCUUUUAGGGUUUUUAAUAAAGAUAUUAUGAAGAAAAAACUGAAAAAAAAAACCCUGACAAAAAUAUUAAUUUCAUCUCCGCUUUUUUAGGAAAGCUACUGCAUUCAUUGGUCUGUGCACCAACCGGUCAACAACACUUCAUAACAGGAUACCUCAGCUGUGAUUAUCCUAACAUAGCAUGCUAACCUACAAAAUGUUAGUACGUACGUGUUAGCAUACCAUACGUGUUAGCAUACCAUGCUAACAAGUUUGAUAGGGAACAUCACGGCCUUUUCCUCUGGCGCUCCCCUCAGGCAAUACAUUUGCCCCACUAGUGAUAAA